Messenger RNA from Thlaspi arvense, 1154 nucleotides. The record is from the annotation of a GenBank genome assembly. NCBI's taxonomy places the organism in Eukaryota, Viridiplantae, Streptophyta, Magnoliopsida, Brassicales, Brassicaceae.
CUUCGAAACUGUAUCACAGUAAUGUAACUACUAAAUUAUUUUAAAUGAAAAAAAAGGGAUAAAAUCCAACCGCUCCGAGCGAUAUUUCAAAGUCUUCGCACGAAUGCGCAGUUUUCUCUCUCUUUCAAUUUCGAUCUCAAUGGCAAAAACAGAGAAGAAAGCCCGAGAGAGGAGCGGGCCUUCUUCGUAUAUUCUCGCAUGUUUCGGAUUUUCCCGGAAAAUAUACUCGGACAAGCCGGUGGUUGAGGCGGAAGACAGUGGUGAGAAGAAGAUGAAGAAAAAGAAGCGAAGUAGGUGGCUUUUAUGUUCCAAGUUUCGCCUGAAGAACGGUGAGAUCAAACCGGCGCCGAUCGAGCAAACAGAGAAAUCGGCUUCGAGGGUAGAAGGUGAAACUGAUAACCAGAAACCCGUCCCGAUGAUAAGUCGUAUGACUGAUCGUAAGAAUAUUCCGGUUGAUGAGAAAGCCGUGAACCAGGAAACCAAAGAGACCAAACCGAAGGACUUACGAGACAGACCCACCGACCGAUCAAACUCCAUUGAAUCGUUGGGUUCCUCUAAAGAAGACACGUGUCCUGUGCAGAUAUCCGAUUCAUCAACGCGUUACGGGAAACCCGAUUCGAAGCCGUCUCGGGCGAAAAACGGGUCACGGGUCGAAAAGUUUGACCCGGUAGUUGGGAUAUCGAUCAUUAUAUUGACGCUAAUGAUUAUGUUGAUUUGGGGACGACUCUGCGCGAUUCUCUGUACAUCCGCUUGCUGCUACUUUCUACCUCGUCUUAGAGACGCAGCCGCGUUAGCAAAACGCAAACGCAGCAGUAGUGACGGUUCUGCGUAUGUGCCGGAUUUGAAUUCAGAGUUGUACAAAAGAAAAGUCGUUUUGGAUGGGUUUCUUGGACGGCAAAAUCGCGUUUCGUUGUUGUGACGAUCUCUUUUUUUUUUUUUUUUUUUCAUUUGUUUCUAUAUUAUAAUGGUUUGGUCAUAUUUUUGUUUUUUAAAAAACGCAGGGAUAAACCGUGUUUCCGUUUAAUAACGAUGAUUGACCGAUUGUGAAUGGAUGCAUCUAAGUGAAGUGUUAUAUAUUGUCUGUGGUUUUGUACCCGUCAAAAUAUAGCAGCAUAUUUUUGUAAUCUAUAAAUUUUCUUGGUUCUGUUAACAUC